AUGGAAGUACCAAUCUUCCAGGAUCACAUUUUGGGGGAAUUAGAGAAAGAAGAUGAGAAAGAAAACAAGGUUGGAGAGGGAAAGAAAAGUGUAAAGAAGAAAAAGAAGACUAUGCAAUCUAGCCCACAUGCAUCAUCCACUUCUGGUGUGCCCAAAGGAGACAACACUGAAAAGCCCAAAAAGAAGGCAAGAAAAGACAAGAAGCCUAAAAAGGUGAAAUCUGCUGAACAAGCUUCCAAAAACAAAAAUAAGAAUGUUGAAGAGGAUCAACCAAGUAAAGAUGAAAGUAAGGAUCUGGAAAAGGAGGCAGAUAUUGAACAGGAAGACAAAGACGCUGAGAUCAGACUCCAAGAGCGUCUAGACAGAGAAGCUGAGGAGCGGACAAGACAGGAAGCUGAAGAGAAAGCAAGACAAGAAGAACUUCAGAGAAUUAGAGAAGUUGAAGCCAAAGCUCUUGCUGAUGCUACUGCUGCUGAAGCUGAGGCAAAAGGAAAAGCUGACGCUGAAGAAGUAGCGCACCUUGCUGAAGAGUCUGCUGCCAAAGCCGGAAAUGAUGCACUGACUCAGGGGGAGUCCUCCAACUCUGGAUUCGUCCCUCUGGUCCUGAAGACCCUUGAAGAGCUUUAG
Lathyrus oleraceus (garden pea) is the source of this 627-nucleotide messenger RNA. RefSeq names its product eukaryotic translation initiation factor 4 gamma-like. The record is from RefSeq and is a predicted model, not a curated record. The transcript is spliced from 3 exons. NCBI's taxonomy places the organism in Eukaryota, Viridiplantae, Streptophyta, Magnoliopsida, Fabales, Fabaceae. The coding region runs from base 1 to 627 and encodes 208 amino acids.